AUGGAGCUAGAACUAUUCGAUGUAUGGGGGAUUGACUUCAUGGGGCCUUUCCCAUCCUCCUACUCAAAUAGUUAUAUACUUGUGGCUGUAGAUUAUAUGUCAAAGUGGGUGGAGGUUAUUGCCACUGCCACAAAUGAAAACAAGGCAGCCUUCAAGACUCCCAUUGGGAUAUCACCAUACAAACUGGUAUUUGGCAAGGCUUGCCACUUGCCAGUUGAACUGGAGCAUAGAGCCUUUUGGGCUCUAAAACUACUAAAUUUUGAUGAGCGAGCUGCUGGAGAAAAGAGGCUAAGGCAACUCAACAAGAUGGAAGAAUUUAGGAACCAAGCAUAUGAAAAUGCAAAGAUCUACAAAGAGAACACAAAAAGAUGGCAUGAUCAAAAGAUAGCAAGGAGAGAGUUCACUGAAGGACAAAAGGUGUUAUUGUACAAUUCUAGACUUAGGUUCUUCCCUGGGAAGCUUAAGUCUAGAUGGUCUGGACCCUUCACCAUCAUCAAAGUGUACCCCUAUGGUCCAGUGGAGCUUAUGGAGGACAAAACACAAAGAACCUUCACUGCAAAUGGCCAUAGACUCAAGCAUUACCUGUGGGACUCACUAGAUGAAAGGAGAGUAAGCUACCACCUCAACUGA
This is a messenger RNA of Arachis stenosperma, 630 nucleotides long. RefSeq lists its product as uncharacterized. Gene Ontology annotation, molecular function: nucleic acid binding. Bases 1 to 630 code for a protein of 209 amino acids. Lineage: Eukaryota; Viridiplantae; Streptophyta; Magnoliopsida; Fabales; Fabaceae. The transcript has 2 exons. The record is from RefSeq and is a predicted model, not a curated record.